CCUGGGCUACAGAGUGAGUUCCAGGACAGCCAGGGCUGCACAGAGAAACCCUGUCUUGAAAAACAACAACAAUAAUAACUGAAGUCUCUGUAAAACUCCAGAAUCUCUUUAAAAAUUCAGCCUCUCAAUCGUGGGCUUCUGUAAAAUCAAAUGAAAUUAAACUCUUGUUCCAAGAGGAAAGAACCAGGUCCCAGUCACAGCCGGAACAAGUUAAAAGCAAACUGCAAUAGUGUGACUAACUCACGGUUCAGUGUCUGGGACUCCCCACCUCCUGGGCUCCUCCAGGGGCCCAGGUCACUUCUCCAGCUCCGCCCUCUGCAGCCCACACGGCUCGUCUUCCAGGCCCCGACUCCACCACCGCGCUGUUCUUGCUGGUGAACCUCAGAUUCUUUGUGUGACCCCUUCAGUCCGGGGCCUUCGGCUGCACCUUCACCGAAGGCCUUUCCCGGCCCCUCACAGUGUCGAGGCUCAGCUGCUCUCCACGACCCCUUCAGGCCUUCACAACCGGGACCACCUGGGUGACACACAUUACCAAGUCCAGCUGCCAGUGUGAGGUGCAGCCUGGGCCACCUCUGGAACACAGCCCCUGUGUGCUCGCUCGCUCUGGAAACACUCUCCAGAAGAUUCCCGCUCGCUGGGACUGACGUCCUGUUAAUCACUGCUGAUUCUUCAGCUCCAGCCGGCCCCCAGGGGUCUUGGCUUCCCUCUGAACCUCCCAAGCCAGGCUCUCUGCACCCUCUCUGGUGUCUGUGAGAGCGUCCUCCUAGUUCUCUGGUGGUGAGCACCCCGUGGUUUCCCCAGCCCCCCGAGAACGUGGCCAGGUCUGCCUCGGCAACGCCCCACCAGCCUGGUACCAAUUUCUAUCUCAGUCAAGGUUACUAAGUAAGGAAACAUCGGAACAAAAGCAGCAGGGAAAGGAAGCCUUUGCUUCAGCUUAGGGCUUCACAUCACCGCCCCUCAUUGAAAGCAGCCAGGGCCCCGGAGCAGGAGCUGAUGCAGGCCCUGGAGGGAGCUGCUGACUGCUUGUUCCCAUGUCUCAGCCUGCUUUCUUACGGAACCCAGGACCACAGCGCAGGGGUGGCCCCGUCCACAGUGGGCGGGACUCUCCUCUAUCAAUCACUAUUUAAGAAAAUGUCCUCCAGGCUUGCCUACAGCUCUUAUGGAGGCAUUGUCCCAGUUGAGGCCCCGUCCCCUCCAAUGACUUUAGCUUGUGUCAAGUUGACAUGAAACUGCCCAGGGCAGCAGGUGUCCACUACCUGUCCCUUGGAGCCACUCCAAAGACCUCCGCCUGUCCCCAGGACCACACCCCUUCAGUAGGCCCAGCCUGCUAGUUGUCACCUGCCACCCUUCAGGCAGCUUCCAAGCCAGGCCCAGUUUUUGAGUCUUAGAUGUGCUCACCGUGGUGGUAGCCUUCAACUUCUCAGGGGGCCCCAUGAACAAGCCCCCGGGAACCCUCUGCUGGGACCCCAGUUUUCACUGAUUCAGAACUCACAGCCGACACCAUGGAAUGUUGGUGUCACGGGCCGGCGUCAUCUCCUGCUCCCACCCGCGUUCUCUGACCUCAAUGUCCCUGGUGGCCAGGGAUUCUCUAAGCUACCCCUCGUGGGUCGAGCACACAUUGGCAUGCAGGUGGCUCUCGGGUCCGUCCCUGGCAGAAGCCCUCCCAGCACGUGGAAGGUGAAGGCAGGAAUCCGGUGAUAGUUCCGGUGAGCCUCCUCUGCGGAGCAAACAGUGAAAUCACAUCCCCGGCUCCCCGGAGGGCUUCCUGGUCCUCCUGGUUGGACAGCUGGGUAGACAUCGAUCGAGGUACUGGGACCCUGCGGAAGAUCAGGGGCUGAGAGGUGGCCCUGUUCCCGCAUCUGCUGCACUUGCAUAGGCCAGGAGGGUUGAUUCUCCGCACCCACAGGGUGAUUCACAAUCUGUCUUCAGUGACUCAGCCAGGCGCCCUCUGCUGGCCUCUGCAGGCACCAGCCACACAAGUGGUAAUGCAGGCAAAAUACCCAUAUUCAUAAGACAAAAUUAGAAACACAACAACUCACCGUAGCCCAGGCUAGCCUAGAACUCACAGUCUUCCAGCCUCCGCCUCCAGAAUAGCUGGGAUAGCCAGACCUGCACCACCAUUCCUGGCCGUAAGAACUUUCACUUGCCUAGGUUUUGUGGGUUCUAACUGUGAAUAUGGAGAUGAGCAGGGGAGUUGAGAGCCCCGUUGGCGAAAGCGACUGCUGUACAAGUGUGAGGACCCGAGUUCGAAUCCUCAGCACCCAUCUACAGUGUCAGGCAUGAUGGCACACACCCAUGCCGCUGGCACUGGGGGCAGACACUGUCCAGGCCAUCUGCACCCAGCCAUCCUCGGCUUCCCCCCUCCCAGCUGCUGGGGCCAGCCACGCCAUGCAGUCCACCCCUGGAACCCAGAGCACCGCCAGCCGGGCCCUGGCCCCUGCCACCCAGCCGCCUGCACCCGGAGGAGGAGUCCCCGUGGGGUAUGGCUGCCCCCAGCCCCGCACCAGCCAGGACUCCACAUCCAACAGCCAGGGCCCUGUGCCCGUGGCCACCGCUGCAUCCACCCACCAGGAGGACGGUCACAGCUGCCGAGAGUCUAAGGGGACCAGGAGCCGCGUGGACACACUGCAGCAGCCAGACGCAGCCUCGCUCUGCCGGCCAGGCCCAAGCUCCCAGCGCUCCGACCGCCCACCGAAGCCCCAGCGGGGCCCGCAGAAGCAGCAGGCGUCCCCGACGGCUGCCCUGGGCUCGGACUCCUGGGGUGGCCCAGGCCUCGGGCCCUGGGACCCCAGCUUUACCAGCGAUGCGCUGCCCUUCCUGGACAGGCUGCCGAAGCCCCCGGCGGGCCCCAGGCCGCCCUCCAUGCACUACUGCGAGGUCUGCAGGGUCAGCUGCGCGGGGCCACAGACCUAUCGGGACCACCUGGAAGGACAGAAGCACCGGAAGAAGCAGGCGGCUCAGAGGACGGGGACACAGCCCAGCGGAGGACCGAGAGGGGCCCAGAGCCUGCACUGCGGCCUCUGCGCCGUGUCCUGCACCGGGGCCGACGCCUACGCUGCCCACAUGAGGGGAGCCAGGCACCAGAAGGUUUUCAAGCUGCACACCAGGCUGGGGAAGCCAAUCCCCUCCGAGCCCGCGCCCCGCAGUGUCGUCUACACCCGAGGUGCGGACACCUCGGAGACCUCAGUCAAGCAGGAAGCUCACACCAGUCACAGCUCACACACCUCAGGCCGGCCAGCACCAGCCAAAGGGUCAGCAGCCUCCCGAAAGGGGCCGCCUGAGCUGCAGACAGCGCACAGCCGACCUGGAGAAAAGCGACCAUCACACCCCAAGGCGGAGGCCACCAGGGGAGGCCCUGGGGAAGCUUCGGGGACCUAUGGGGACGUUGAGCCAGUGGGCACGGAGUACGUGGAAGAGGUGUGCAGUGAAGAGGGGAAGGUGAUCCGCUUCCGAUGCAAGCUCUGCGAGUGCAGCUUCAAUGACCGCAACGCCAGGGACAUGCACCUGACUGGACGCAGGCACCGGCUGCAGUACAGGAAGAAAGUGGACCCUACACUUCCGGUGGCCGCCCGGCCCAGCGGCCCCAUGCAGAGGGUGCUGGUCAAGCGGCUGCAGAGGCAGCGGCAGCUGGCGCAGGAGAGACUGGAGGACGCCCGGCGCUGGACCUCCGAGCUAAGCCGUGUGUCCCCAUCUGGCCACCGCAGACAGCAGGAAGAACAGAGCAGGCAGCCUGAGGAGCCGUCACAGCCCCAGGAGGAGGAGCAGCCACCCAUGUUCCCUGCCUGGGCCCUGCCAGCUCCCAUUGCCAAGCCAGGGAUGGCCACCGCCCGGCGCCAGUCGGGGCGCCGGCCAGAGAGCAGUGACGACCGGCAUGUCAUGUGCAAGCACGCCUCCAUCUACCCCACCGAGGAGGAGCUGCAGGCCAUCCAGACGGCAGUGUCCCACACAGAGCGUGCCCUCAGACUGGUGUCGGACACGCUGGCCGAGGAGAGCGACCAGCAUGGCACCCUGGCACCUCCCCAACCACGGAUGCUCAAGGGUGUGGUGCGGGUUGGCAUCCUGGCCAAGGGCCUGGUCCUGCGUGGGGACCACAGUGUGCAGCUGACCUUGCUGUGCUCCAGGAAGCCCACACACUCCCUGCUGCAGAGGAUAAAGCAGGAGCUGCCCCGAGAGCUGUCGAUAGUGGCAGAAGAAAAGUAUGAGGUCUCAUCUGACCACGAUGCCAACAUCGUUAUCUCGGCCUGUGUGGAGCCCGGGGUGAAGGUCACCGUGUCUGCCACCUCGCCUCUGAUGCGCGAAGACCCCUCUGUAAAACGAGGACUGCAGGACUCUCUGUCCGACCCGGAGGACGUCCUGGAUCGGGAGAGGUGCCUCGAGACCCUGGCAGCCCUCCGCCACGCCAAGUGGUUCCAGGCCCGCGCCAGCGGCCUGCAACCGUGUGUGAUUGUCAUCCGGGUCCUGCGAGAGCUGUGCCGCUGCCUGCCCCCCUGGGGGGCCCUGCCCGCCUGGGCCAUGGAGCUGCUGGUGGAGAAGGUGCUGAGCAGUGCACCCCGGCCCUUGAGCCCCGGGGACGCUAUGCGGAGGGUCCUGGAGUACGUGGCCACAGGCGCGCUCCUGGCAGAUGGCCCGGGGCUACAGGACCCCUGUGAGAAAGGCCCACAGGACGCCCUGGAGCCCAUGACCCCACAGCAGCGAGAAGACCUGACCGCCAGUGCACAGAUGGCAGGCCUGGCUGGCACACACCGGGCCACCCCGGCACACCCUGACAGAACCCCGCUGUCCACAGCGCGCCCUGCGUCUCGUGGCUUUCCGGCAGAUACACAAGGUCCUUCGCAUGGAACAGUUACCUCCACGGACCAGAUUUGGGGCCCGGGCACGGAAGAGGAUGAGGGAGGCCAGUCAGGCCCAGGAGGGCCCUGGGGAGAAGAAGCGUGGCCGGCAGGGCACAGCGGGGCUGCCAUGAGCCAGCCAUCACCCCAGGUCUGAACUGGCGCGGGCCCUCCGGCUGCUGGUUCCUCCUGAUGUGGGACACCUUUGCCAUUGGGUCUGUAGGUUCAUUCACAAUGCUGUGGUGACCCCCAUGCCCAUGGCUCUGCCACCCCCACCUCCACCCCCAGCCAGGUAGCAGCGACCUCCACUCCUUGUUACUAACCCCCCUGACGUCAUAUGAAGCAGGUGAGAUCUGAAUCGCUUCCUUGAAAUGCCAGGAAGGGUGGCCUGGAAGAUUCUAAAGUCACGGAGUGGGAGUGGAGAGCACAGAACGUGAUUCCCCAGACCCCAAACCCACCCACAUCCUUCACACAGCCCUUACUGCACCCCAGCUGUGAGGACACAGACGGCCCUGGGACACGGUCACCCCGCGGUGGAUCCCCAGUCACUGAGUGCCUUCUGCUAGCCCCAGGUUAUCCUGCGGACCACUGGGUGUGGGCACCCCCGAACCCCCAGUACCACCCAAGGCUUCAACCCUGCUCCAUUCUGCCUGUGGCUUUAAAGACCAGCUCGCACAUGGCGCAGCGCCUGGAGUCUGUAGAAUCAUCCAGAACUUGGCCAGAAUGGGAAUAAAGCGGAUCUGCCUGUG
Molecule: messenger RNA, 5578 nt
Organism: Peromyscus maniculatus bairdii (prairie deer mouse)
Lineage: Eukaryota; Metazoa; Chordata; Mammalia; Rodentia; Cricetidae
Source: RefSeq, a predicted model, not a curated record